Messenger RNA from Tricharina praecox, 2928 nucleotides. RefSeq lists its product as uncharacterized. The transcript has 3 exons. The record is from RefSeq and is a predicted model, not a curated record. Gene Ontology annotation, molecular function: transcription coregulator activity; protein binding; double-stranded DNA binding. Gene Ontology annotation, biological process: regulation of transcription by RNA polymerase II. Bases 1 to 2928 code for a protein of 975 amino acids. Gene Ontology annotation, cellular component: nucleus. Lineage: Eukaryota; Fungi; Ascomycota; Pezizomycetes; Pezizales; Pyronemataceae.
AUGUCGGGCUCGAGCUCGGGAGGCAGGGAAGGAACGGUGGCGAGGAAGGACAAGGAGAUUGACUACGACAAGUCGGUCUUUGGUGCGCCGGUUCAGAUCUGCGAGCAGUGCAUGAACAGGGAAAGGAAGCGUGCCAGCAGGAAAAAGAAUAAGAAGCCCGAAGAGGAGGAGAAGUGGGCCCAGGACGAGAGGAAGCGGAUCAUCGUCUUCAAUACCAACCAGGUCCGACAGUUCGAGCAGUACCCAGGUGCGCAGAGGGCGAUUGCGGCGGAAACCCAAAUGAGGAUAUGUUGCUACUGCCGUCACCACGGAGAGAAGGAUGGUUUUCAGGUGAUCUUCACGCUCAAGGACCACAAUGGCAAUGUUGUCGCACAGACGAUCAGCAGCACCAUCGUCAUCACAGACGAUCACAAGAACACGGCUGCCACGAACGCCACGGGGCUACCGGACGGAAGCAUAGCGAUGCCCGCCGAUCAGAUGUCCCCGGUGCAAGCGCCGCCGCGGCAGAUGGCAGGGUACCCGCAGCAAGCCUUCAUGGUCUCGCAGACGCAGCAAGGGCAGGAGAGGUUGAGGGGCUACACUCCCCAACCGCCAAACGGAAUCAACUUCCCCAUGCAUAUGGACCAAUCGCCUUCCCCUCAAACGCCGAUGCGCGGUUCGCUGAGCCCUGGAGGGCAUCAACCCAAGAGACGGAAGGGCAGCAAGGUGCCAACGAACCUGACCAUGACUCCGUCCGAGCCCACGCAGUUCCACCGCCCUCAGUUCGACGGUGGAAACAUGGCUUUCACACGCAACCAUGCAGAAGUGCCGCGCCAGCAGUGGCUAAAUACCGGUCCCGUAUCCCCGAUAGCUCAGCCGGAUGAGGCCUUCUUCGUCAACACUACGAAUUGGAUGUCUCCGGUGGAAACGAACGGCAAUGGCUUCGGCAGGGCGCUGGGAUCCCCAGAGUUCAAUAGCAUCCCAACGACCCCGACCAUGUUUAGCAGACAUCAACUACCUAAUCAGAUGAUGAGCCCACAGUUCCCACAUGGGAUGCUAGCGCUGGAGCAGCAAAUCAGGCAGGGUCAAGCACACGUGGACGAGAUGCAAAUCAGCGGUCCGUUCAUUAGUCGUGUGGUGCCAGGCGAGGGAACCUGUCGGGGAGGAAUCGAGAUCACGAUCUUGGGCCGCGCUUUCGCUCAAGGGUUGACCGUCAUGUUCGGCGACCUGCCUGCUAACGACACGACAUGUUACAGCGACAGCACCCUCCUUUGCCGCCUGCCACCGAACCCUAAUGCUGGGCCCGUCGUGGUCACCCUGAAGAACAUUGAGCGGCCACACCAAGCCAUCGGUGUGCCCGUCUUCACCUAUGUCGACGACAUCGAAAAAGAGCUGAUGGCUCUCGCACUGACCGUUGUUGGCAUGAAGAUGAAGGGAGAGAUGGGUACCAGCAAGCAGGUCGCCCUUGCCAUCCUACGCGACAACGGUGUCGGAGAGGAUGAGAUCGAGAGCACUCGCAAUGGCGGCGGCAACCAGCGUGCGAUGGAUCUGGAGGCAUUGCUCCUGACCUGCCUCGACGUCAUCGACAUGGACGAAAGCCCGCACCCUGCGACGUUGGGCCAGAGGAACAAGUCCGGCCAGACAAUGCUUCAUCUAGCAUGCAUGCUUGGAAUGCAGAAGUUCGUGGCGGCGCUGCUCGCGCGUGGCGUCUAUGUUGACAGCACCGACAAGAACGGUUACACGCCUCUGCAUUUUGCUGCUCUGCACAAACGGUCGGAUGUCGUUCGGCGACUGUUGAUGAAUCGUGCCGAUGCCGGAUUGCGCACCAGGGGCGGGGAGACGGCUGCCGACCUCGGAGAGUCCGACCAGAUCGUCAGGGCUACUAGAAGCGUCCACCAGAUUCAUUCCCGCCACCAUAGUAGGAGCAGCUCGGUCUCGUCCGAAACUCGCUUCAGCAGGAGCCGCUCCGGAAGUGUGUCUUCCAUCAUGGCGCCUAUGUCCAUGGCCCGCCUUCGCAGCGUGGACGACUACUUUGCCGACAGUGACGAUGAUGACGAGGAGGAUGAUGAUGACUUGUAUGACUUGGAUUACGACAGCAGCGAGGAUGGCGAGCCGGGCUGGGCCGAUCGGAGACUCAGCAUCCAGGAUAUUCCUGUGCCCAUGAAGUCCGCUCUCAUGGAACAUACUGCGCAGGAGAAGGUUGUCGAGAUGAUGCCGCCGAUGGACGCUUCGUUCGGCAAGAAUGCCUCGGCACCUCUCAUGAUCGCGUGGAUGGAUGCUUGGAGGGAGCAGUUGACGCAGAGCUUCCAGAACCUACAGCUGAAUAUUCCUGUGUUGCCAACGGCUCAGAUCGACUACCAAACCAUGUUGCGAGACCAAAUGGCCAAACUUCAGUACCCGCAGAUGCCUAGAUGGGGCUUCGCACAGGACCCGGAGCGCAAGGCCGUCGACUACAAAUGGUCCGAGCUAUUACACCCACCGGCUGCUCCGGAAUCUUCCGGGGAAAUGGCUCCGCCUGCCUACGACGAGCUGUACCCCGACGGCAACGGUUCCGGUGGAGCGCCGCCGGAAAAGAUCGAGCCUGUACAAGAUACGCCGGUGCAAGUUGAGGCGGAAUCUUCCAAACCGACUCGCACGGCGUCGCCCGAGCUUGCCAUGGACCUCCGCGAAAUCCACAGACAGAUCACGCGUCGGGAUCAGCCCCUCACCAGUGCUCAGCAGGCUCACCUCCGCAAGAUGAAGCGAAUCGAGAGUGAUCGGCGGUUGUAUUUCUUCUGGAUUCCGGUUUUGGUCUUCAUCAUCAUGGCCAUGGCCUACUCGCAUGGCCCACAGGCGUGGACCAUCUGCAAGACGGUUGCGACCUUUGUUCACCAAGCAGUCAACGAACCACAGGUAGUCAGGGAACGACUGGGACUGACGGUGGGGCGGGCUGUUGGUGUCCCUGGUUAG